AUGUCCAUCCUCUCGCUGGUCGAGGAUCGACCAACCCCUCGAGAGGUCUACAACUGGCGAAUCUAUAUCCUCGCCGCCGUUGCCUCCUGCACUUCAUGCAUGAUCGGCUAUGAUAGCGCAUUCAUCGGUACCACUCUCAGUCUCACUUCCUUCAAGAACGAGUUCAGAUGGGAGGACAUGAGCGCUAGCGAGCAGAGCCUAGUCAGCGCCAACAUUGUCUCCCUCUACCAAGCUGGCGCUUUCUUCGGCGCUUUGUUCGCCUACCCUGCUGGUCAUUUCUGGGGUCGCAAAUGGGGCCUUAUGGCUUCUGCUCUGGUGUUCUUCCUUGGUGCUGGUCUGAUGCUUGGUGCCAAUGGUGAUCGCGGCCUCGGCCUGAUUUAUGGUGGACGUGUGCUCGCCGGUAUCGGUGUCGGAGCGGGUUCCAAUCUUUGCCCGAUUUAUAUCUCUGAGAUGGCUCCUCCUGCUAUCCGUGGUCGUCUUGUCGGUGUCUAUGAGCUGGGAUGGCAAAUUGGAGGUGUUGUUGGUUUCUGGAUCAAUUACGGUGUCGAUGAGACCCUUCCUCCUAGCCACAAGCAGUGGCUCAUUCCCUUCGCCGUGCAGCUUAUUCCCGCCGGCCUACUUAUUAUCGGUGCUCUUUUCAUCAAGGAAUCUCCCCGUUGGCUCUUCCUACGCGGGCGCCGUGAGCAGGGAAUCGCAACCCUUGGUUGGAUCCGCAACCUCCCCGCCGAUCACAUCUACAUGAUGGAAGAAGUGAGCAUGAUCGAGCAGUCCCUCGAGCAGCAGCGGGCAAAAGUUGGUCUUGGUUUCUGGAAGCCUUUCAAGGCUGCCUGGACCAACAAGCGUAUCCUCUACCGGCUUUUCUUGGGUAGCAUGCUCUUCCUGUGGCAGAACGGCUCAGGUAUUAAUGCUAUCAACUACUACAGCCCGACGGUCUUCCGCAGUAUUGGUGUCACUGGUGGCAACACCAGCCUCCUCACCACGGGUAUUUUCGGUGUCGUCAAAGCCGUUGUCACCUUUGUCUGGUUGCUGUAUCUGAUUGACCGCGUGGGUCGUCGCCUCCUUCUCCUGGUUGGUGCUGCCGGUGGUUCAAUCUGCCUAUGGGUGGUUGGUGCGUACAUUAAGGUCGCGCAGCCCGCGAACAACCCUGCUGGCACUCAACUUGGUGGAGGUGGCAUCGCAGCCAUGUUCUUCUUCUACCUAUGGACGGCCUUCUACACACCUUCCUGGAACGGGACCCCAUGGGUCAUCAACUCUGAAAUGUUCGAUCCUACCGUCCGGUCGCUCGCACAAGCCUGCGCGGCAGCCUCCAACUGGCUGUGGAACUUCCUUAUUUCUCGCUUCACGCCGCAAAUGUUCUCAGCCAUGGGCUACGGCGUGUAUUUCUUCUUUGCGUCUUUGAUGAUUCUCUCUAUCUUCUUCGUGUUCUUCCUCAUCCCCGAGACCAAGGGUGUCCCGUUGGAGAGCAUGGAGACACUCUUCGAGAAGCAGCCUGUGUGGCGAGCUCAUGGAGAGCUCCUCAAGGAGCUGCGUGCUGACGAGGAACGGUUUAGGCACGAGAUCGAGGAGACGCAGAUCAAGCAGGCUGGGUUGCAUGGGGAGCAUAUUGAGGAGGCGAAGGUAUAA
This is a messenger RNA of Talaromyces proteolyticus, 1623 nucleotides long. Its product is annotated as quinate permease. The transcript is spliced from 3 exons. Bases 1 to 1623 code for a protein of 540 amino acids. Gene Ontology annotation, cellular component: membrane. Lineage: Eukaryota; Fungi; Ascomycota; Eurotiomycetes; Eurotiales; Trichocomaceae. Gene Ontology annotation, biological process: transmembrane transport; carbohydrate transport. The record is from RefSeq and is a predicted model, not a curated record. Gene Ontology annotation, molecular function: carbohydrate:proton symporter activity.